Molecule: messenger RNA, 630 nt
Organism: Aspergillus versicolor CBS 583.65
Lineage: Eukaryota; Fungi; Ascomycota; Eurotiomycetes; Eurotiales; Aspergillaceae
Exons: 2
Coding region: 1-630 (209 amino acids)
Source: RefSeq, a predicted model, not a curated record
AUGAUCGGAAGCAUCUUCUUCAUCUUCAAUCGCCUCACGGAGAUAACCUUUCUCAUUCCAAUCAUCGGAAUGAUGGCCUACUUCGUCGACGGCUACCUCAAAGCCAACAUGAUAACACCUCCCUUCAUCCUCGUCCUCUUUAUAGUCUCCGUAAUCGCCGUCUUCUGGUGCGUCGACACUCUAAUCCGGCACUCGACCACCAAGCGCUCCGCUUCAUUCGUCUCUUUCGUCGACCUCCUCUUCUUCGGCGCCUUCAUCGCAGGCGUAUACCAGCUGCGCUUCAUCGCAAACGCCGACUGCGGCGACUGGGACGGCGGAAGCGUCUACAACGCACUCGGCCCAUUUGGAUUCCCUGGUCGGCAAAUGAACAACCCGCUCGCUGAUGACCUGAACAAGACAUGUCGCAUGUUGAAGACUUGCUUUGCGAUCGGGAUCAUGGAGGUCCUGUUCUUCUUCUGGACGGCGAUUAUUGCGCUUUGGAUCUAUCACCGGAAUCCGGACCAUGUGACUGUGGUUAAGGAGACGCAUACGAGGAGGAGCCACAGUCAUGGAAGUCGCAGGGGACACAGCAGUCACGGUCAUGGUCGGAGGCAUAGCUCUUCGAGCCGCAGGCCGCAUUAUGUGGUUUGA